Messenger RNA from Tigriopus californicus, 744 nucleotides. RefSeq lists its product as uncharacterized. Gene Ontology annotation, molecular function: nucleic acid binding. The transcript has a single exon. Bases 1 to 744 code for a protein of 247 amino acids. NCBI's taxonomy places the organism in Eukaryota, Metazoa, Arthropoda, Copepoda, Harpacticoida, Harpacticidae. Gene Ontology annotation, biological process: DNA integration. The record is from RefSeq and is a predicted model, not a curated record.
AUGUAUCUACAAGCCCGAAAACGCUUCUAUUGGCCCAAUAUGCACCAACACAUUGCCGCAGCCAUUGACGGCUGUGCCGCUUGCCGCCAAUCCAAGGCCAGAAAAGCCACGAAACAGGUUCCUUUAGGGCAGACCAGCACCAAAGAGCGAACCCAUUUUACAACAUUUCAUUGUGAUCUAGUAGGGCCUUGGCCCAACACCAGGGGCCCAGGGACCAAGAAAUAUUUGUUGAACCUCCAAGAUGCUGUCACCAAGUACCCCGAGGAGUGGCCCAUUGCAGACGCCACCGCAGAGAACAUAGUCAAGGUUUUAACCAAAGAGUUUUUUCCCCGCUAUGGAGUGGGCAUGCGAGUAAUAUCCAAUCAGGGUCGCCAGUUCACAUCUGCUUUAUUCCAGAAUGCAGCUCGUCGGUUGGGAGUUUUUUCGGUUACAACGCAAACCUAUGAACCCAAAACCAACCCGGUUGAAUGGCUCCACCGAACUCUGGAAAAUGCCAUUGGUUGCAAAAUGGAGAGCGAACAAGCACACCCAACUCAGUGGCAUCAAUUCGUACCUGCCGCCCUGGCCUCAAUUCGGCAAGCUCCAGUGGCUUACCUGGGCACUUCCCCGCAUUUCCUCACCUUUGGGUCCGACCCAGUUAUUCCAGCUGAUGUACUGGUAUCCCCCAGCCACCAACCGAGCUUAACCAUAGACCAAGAUUUCGAACGCCUGAGGCAGACGCUGGAAGGGAUCAAAAUCAAGUAA